This is a messenger RNA of Triticum urartu, 2059 nucleotides long. Lineage: Eukaryota; Viridiplantae; Streptophyta; Magnoliopsida; Poales; Poaceae. The record is from RefSeq and is a predicted model, not a curated record.
UCUAUACGUGACAUGGACAAGUUUUAUAGACACCCAGCAUCGAAACGAUUGUACAUGCCCUGAGUGGGUCUCCCGAUCAAAACCAUACGACCCGGUCGUAUAGGAAUUUUUUCCCUAGCGGAUCAACCGCAAGCUGAGCCUCCACUUGGUGCCCACGAUCGUUUUUUUUACCACGCAUUGCUUCCUACUAUCACGUUCCGUUCAUUGCGUUUUCCCCACGUCUAAUCUCCACCGCCUAAUUUGAUCCAUUCAUUGCGUUUUCCCCACGUCACGUCACCACGAACGUCACCCAGCUGCUGAUAUAGCCUCGACAUCGGCCGUGUAGGCGCACCAUGAACGUCACACACUCGCACUCACUAAGUAGCUAGAUUCGGAUCGAGCCGCCAUUGAUGGCGAUCUGGGAGGAGCUGCACUUCGUGCUGGUGCCGCUGGUGGCGCAGGGCCACAUCAUCCCCAUGGUGGACGUGGCGCGCCUCGUCGCCGCGCGCGGCCCGCGGGUCACCGUGGUCACCACGCCCGUCAACGCCGCGCGCAACAGGGCCACCGUCGACGGCGCCAGGAGGGCCGGUCUCUCCGUCGAGUUCGUCGACCUCCCCUUCCCCUGCGCGCAGCUCGGCCUGCCGGAGGGGGUGGAGGCCAUCGACCAGAUGGCGGGGCUCGAGCCGCCCAUGUACCUCAGGUUCUUCCAGGCCAUAUGGAAGAUCGCCGAGCCGCUGGAGGAGUACCUCCGGGCGCUGCCGCGCCGGCCGGUCUGCCUCGUCACCGACGCGUGCAACCCGUGGACGGCGCCGGUGUGCGAACGUCUCGGCAUCCCCAGGCUGGUGAUGCACUGCCCCUCCGCCUACUUCCAGCUCGCCGUGCACCGCCUGUCCAGCCACGGCGUGUACGACCGCGUCGGGGAAGACGUGAUGGCGCCGUUCGAGGUGCCGGACUUCCCGGUGCGGGCCGCCGGCAACAUGGCCACGCUCCGGGGCUUCUUCCAGUACCCCGGCGUGGAGAAGGAGCACCGUGAAGCGCUCGAUGCCGAGGCCACCGCCGACGGCCUGCUGUUCAACACGUUCCGCGGCAUCGAGGGCGCCUUCGUGGACGCGUACGCGGCGGCCCUCGGCAAGAGGACGUGGACCGUCGGGCCGACCUGCGCCUCCAGCAGCAUGGCCGACGACGCCGACGCCAAGGCCGGCCGCGGCAACCGCGCCGACGUCGACGCCGGGCACAUCGUCACGUGGCUCGACGCCCGGCCGCCCGCGUCCGUGCUGUACGUCAGCUUCGGCAGCAUCUCGCAGCUGACGGCUAAGCAGCUCGCCGGGCUGGCGCGCGGCCUCGAGGCGUCCGGGCGGGCGUUCGUGUGGGCCAUCAAGGAGGCCAAGGCGGACGCCGCGGUUCGGGCGCUGCUGGACGAGGAGGGGUUCGAGGCGCGCGUCAAGGACAGGGGCCUCCUCGUCCGCGGGUGGGCGCCGCAGGUGACCAUCCUCUCGCACCCGGCGGUGAGCGGCUUCCUCACGCACUGCGGCUGGAACGCGACGCUGGAGGCCGUCUCCUACGGCGUGCCGGCUCUGACGUGGCCCACCAUCGCCGACCAGUUCUGCAGCGAGCAGCUGCUCGUGGACGUGCUCGGCGUGGGCGUCAGGUCCGGCGUCAAGAUCCCCACCAUGUACCUCCCGAAAGAGGCCGAGGGGGUUCAGGUGACGAGCGGCGACGUGGAGAAGGCGAUCGCGGAGUUGAUGGGCGGCGGGGCGGAGGGGGAGGCGAGGAGGGUCAGGGCCAACGAGGUCGCCGCGGAGGCGAGGGCGGCCAUGGAGGAAGGCGGGUCGUCGCACUCCGACCUGAUGGACAUGAUCCGCUAUGUCACGAAGCUGUCGAAGCAGAGAAGCCAAGGGAGGGACGCGAGCUCGACGGCCCCGCCUUCCGAGCUCGGUGAGAAGAACGAACAGGAUGCUGUGCUGUCGGUGCAAAUGGCGCAAGAUAGCAUUUAGGAUCUUCCGUUUCCCGGAAUAAGUCAACGUUGGACCAUGUUGUAUGCGCAAUACAAAACUCCCGGAAUAAAUCAACGUUGUCUGUA